Messenger RNA from Perkinsus marinus ATCC 50983, 735 nucleotides. RefSeq lists its product as hypothetical. Lineage: Eukaryota; Perkinsozoa; Perkinsida; Perkinsidae. The record is from RefSeq and is a predicted model, not a curated record. The transcript has 8 exons. Bases 1 to 735 code for a protein of 244 amino acids.
AUGAGCCCUCGUACGCUGAUCGACACUCUCUGCCUUUUCGAAGUGCUCAACAUACGCCCUAAAGCCCUCUAUGUAGACGUCAUGCAUCAGCUAGUCAGACAGGUCACUGCUAUGUAUCCUGAUGAGCUCACUGCCCUCCUAGUUACCAUGGCCCGCAUAGGUCUAUCAUCACCAGCUAUGUUGGAUAGAAUAGCAGCAGCGAUACAACAUUCGCAACUUCAGAACAUUCGAUACCUCCACGGUUGCGAACUUGCCGGAGCUAUGGCCGCUCUUGGGUAUGACAACUCGCCCUUUUUCACUGCAUUAGACAAUCGUAUGGAAAUGUGUGCUGAGAUGAUGCCUGUCGAAGAAGUAUGGGAUACCGUCAAGUAUCUGCCCUCACUACAGUAUUCUUGGAAACCUUACGAGAGAGCAAUAUGGGAAGAACUCACCAGAAGGACUAACAAGUUUUAUAAUGAGUUACACGUUGACGAGAUGUCCGAUCCAGUCGGAUUUAUGCAGUUCCUCCGUCUACACAAACGCCUCGAUAAGCGGUUCAUGAGCGCAAUGGCCGCCUGGGCUCGCGUAGCUGUGUAUCGUCCCACGUCCAGGACGUCAAGACGGCCCACAGCACGUGAGCUGGCUCUCAUUGUUGACUACUGUCAAGAGUAUGGUGUUGGCACCGAUGAUACGGACAAUAAACAUGUUCUUCAUAAGGCAGUGCGCACCUUUGUGGCCAACAGGAAACUAAACUGA